This is a messenger RNA of Argentina anserina (silverweed cinquefoil), 2279 nucleotides long. RefSeq names its product tRNA-specific adenosine deaminase TAD1. The transcript is spliced from 12 exons. NCBI's taxonomy places the organism in Eukaryota, Viridiplantae, Streptophyta, Magnoliopsida, Rosales, Rosaceae. The coding region runs from base 98 to 1513 and encodes 471 amino acids. The record is from RefSeq and is a predicted model, not a curated record. Gene Ontology annotation, biological process: adenosine to inosine editing; RNA processing. Gene Ontology annotation, cellular component: nucleolus; cytoplasm. Gene Ontology annotation, molecular function: double-stranded RNA binding; double-stranded RNA adenosine deaminase activity; tRNA-specific adenosine deaminase activity.
CAAUAAGUUUCAAGCCUUGUAGAACGCAACCGGCCUAACUCUUACCUCGCCGGCGCUACUCCCGCCACCACCCGUCCCACCACCCCACCGCGUCAGCAUGACGCCACCUCCGGACUCACAGUGGGGCCACAAAGUCUCCGCCAAGGUGCUCUCACUCUACAACUCGCUCCCCAAGAAAGGGAAGCCUCAGGGCCGCGAAGUCUCCGUCGUGGCCGCCUUCCUCCUCUCAUCUCCUCUCCAAGAACUGGAAGUUGUCGCGUUGGGAACCGGGACCAAAUGCCUCGGCAGCUCACUCCUCAGCCCCCGCGGCGAUGUCGUUAACGACUCCCACGCUGAGGUCAUCGCUCGCCGCGCUCUGAUCAGGUUGUUCUAUGCGCAGAUUGAAUGUCUUUCUCGAGUUGAUAGUAAGGAGAGGGAUGACAAUGUAAGCAAACGAUUGCGGAGUGAUGAUGUGGAGAGGUUUAUGUUUGAAUUGGAGCAAGAAAGUGGUGAUGGAGGAGGGAAGUACAGAAUGAAGAAGGGUUGGAAGUUGCAUAUGUAUAUAUCCCAACUGCCUUGUGGGAUUGCUUCGUCGAGCUGUCUGUUGUCUCCCCCGAAAUGUAUCACACCUAGUGGAGGGGGUUCAUUUGACGAGUUCGUAAAUGAGGAGGCUUUGAUUGAGAAUAAUGGUGACGCUUCGCAACUGAUUGGUACGGUUCAAAGGAAGCCUGGUCGUGGUGAUACAACAUUGUCGGUUAGCUGCUCUGAUAAGAUAGCCCGUUGGAAUGUCGUUGGAGUUCAAGGGGCUUUGCUUUCCUUCUUUCUUCAACCUAUAUACAUUUCUUCUAUUACUGUUGGGCAAUCCCCUAACAACAACUCUGAAAAGGUUGAUGUGAUUGAUUGUCUGAAACAAUCUUUGCAUGAUCGUGUCCUACCAUUAUCAAGCAAGCUGACCAGUCCCUUUCAAGUGAACCAGCCACUACUCUGGGAAGCUCCAAUGCCACCAAAGGAAUUUCAACAUUCUGAGACUGCUUUGUCAACUAUAACAUGCGGGUACUCAAUAUGUUGGAGUAAGUCUGGUUUGCACGAAGUCAUUCUUGGAACCACAGGAAGAAAGCAAGGCGCUGCAAAAGGGUCACGCAGUCCUUCUACUGAAUCGCCAAUAUGCAAAAAGCGGCUUUUGGAGAUGUUCGUGUCCCUAAGAGAUAAAUGCCCCACCAAAAUCCAUGUCAAUGAGAUUUCAUAUCGAGAUAUCAAGGAAAUGGCUCAUGAAUACAAUGCAACGUCAAAAGUUCUAAAAAGCGCACAUACCUUUAGUAACUGGCUAUUGAAGCCCCGAGCUUUGGAGGAAUUCUCUACUAUGGGAGAGGGAGGUCAUCAACUCAAGACACUGAUGUGGCUAGAAAGGGGUUCUACCGGCUUUGAGGACCAACAUAUGAGCUAUGGGUUCAAGUCACUAACUGGGAAAAUGUCAUCUACCUUCAAUAGCAUGUUGCUGCAAACUGACACAUCAAUCUGGAAACAUGUUUGUUGACAGACUCAAGGAGUAACACUGCACCGGAAGAUUGGUUCUUUGUCCCCCCCCUCCAGUGCAAGUGCCUAGGGAGAGCAAAAGAAGCAAAUGAAUUUGCGUAGUGCAGUAACGUAAUGUCUGCCAUGGAAUUCCAAAUGGUUCACUGACGUUCAAUGGAUUGCUUAACAGGUUAAGUACUUGUUACUCAAACUUCCCAAGUCAUUAACUUCAUUUUCAUAAUCCGUCGACUUAUUCUUUACUUUAGUAGACCAUCGACUUCUUAAACGACGAGUAAGUUGCACGGAAUUGGUUGUGAUGAUAAGCCUAACUCUAACCCACCAGUCCAACCUACCAGUUAUUGCACCCGAGUUGGAGAAACACUCCUGUGAGAUGGGUGCAAUGCUACUCCCUCGAAGAAUUAGUGUUCGAUAAUGAUAUCGCAGUACUGUUAGCUAGGUACAUCGCAUGGUUUCGACGCAUAUUCAGUAAUGUAUGUAGAUCCUUCACACUUGAGGAACGUGUGCAUUCACGCCCGGCCCUUGGAAGAGAAGGAAACACAGCAAGACAUCCCUAUAAGGUGGAGCAUAAGCCGGGGGUCUCCAAUAAGUUUCAUCUUCCUAUGUGCUACUGUUACUCUUGGCAACCCUCCAUAUCAUAUUACGUUUUUCACCAGCUUCAUUUGACGUUCAAACUGCAUUUCUCUGCAAGUCACCUUUAACUGUCACUAGUUUUCACCCUUCAGUAACUUACCCGUUCUUAAUACGCUGAUCAAUCCUUGUGACUUUCG